Ooceraea biroi (clonal raider ant) is the source of this 2862-nucleotide messenger RNA. RefSeq names its product lethal (2) giant discs 1 (gene l(2)gd1). The record is from RefSeq and is a predicted model, not a curated record. Lineage: Eukaryota; Metazoa; Arthropoda; Insecta; Hymenoptera; Formicidae. Gene Ontology annotation, molecular function: DNA-binding transcription repressor activity, RNA polymerase II-specific.
GUUAAGGGAUCAGCUGCAACAUCAAUGGCGUCAUAGCGAUGACUGUAUCCUCGUACUUGUCAUAACUAUGCAUGUGUAAUAGUACGCGAUAAUUACAGUAACCUGUCAGUUUCCAGUUCUUUGUAUUUCAAUCUUUCUACCAAGUUGUUAGACAUUGUUUCGUGAUUGACGUGUCAGUAUGUUCGGCAAGAAGAAAGAAGCGAAACGGCCCAGACCAGUCGGUGGCUUGGAACAGUACGGUAUCUUUGAAGUACCUGAUAUAAAUAUGGAUAACAUUGGCGGUAAUAUGGAAGAUGAUGGCGACGAUGACGAGGAUUUGGAAGCUGAAUUGGCUGCAUUAGCUGCUGGUAAUGAUACGAGCUACAAGAGUAGACGCAGCGCUGCAUGCAAAACCACUGAUGUAAAUUUGGAUGCAAUGGUAGCCGAUUGUAUGAAGGAUACAAAUUCAGAUGAGGAACCACCUGAAGGAGAUGAUGAUCCUGUAUUACUGAAAGAGUUACAGAUGCUCACGGGAGACAAAAUCAUGGAACAGACAGAAAUGCCAGAAACUCUGGCGGAGGGACAAGCUGAACAAGACAAACCUGAAUCUAAGGAAAAUAGCUCGACGGAGGAACUGGUCAAACUGCUGCAAGAAAGACUGACGACUUACAAGAUGGCUGAACAAAAGGCGAAGAGGGAAAAUGAAACUGGCAGGGCUAGAAGGUUCAAUAGGGGUGUAAGAACACUGAAGGAGAUGUUGGCCUCUGUGCAGUCAGGCAAAGGCAUAAGCGAAGCUGACAUUCCUCCGCCUUUGCCUCCUUCAGCUACCGCGGAAUCUACAGUGCAAGAUACAACAAAAGAAACAUCAUCACCUACUGAGACCAUCGAGUCACCUGCUACCCCAGACGUGGUCUCAACCGAUGGUCCUCCCGAAGCACCUCCAGCAGACACCGCAGUUGAUCAGGAGGCUUUGGAUAAAUUGAAGAAACAGCAGCAGAAAUACAAGAUUGCAGCGGUUGCCUGGAAGAAGGCGGGCAACAAGGAGCAAGCGUUAGAAUACGUGAAGACUGUGAAACAAUUCGACAUAGUCAUCGCUGCGGUAGCUGCAGGAGAAAAGCUCGAUCUAUCAGACAUGCCACCUACUCCAACUCUGCCUUCUGCGGAGGCAACAGGUACUGUAAUGCUAGCGGCGAAGGAAGAGAGUGAAGUUCAGCAGCAAACUACAGACACGUCGCCUGGAGCCAAUUCGGUCGAAUCAAAGUAUGGUCCUGAGAACAUCGAGGGUGCCCUUAAGGAGCGUCUCGAGGUGUACAGGAGAACGAAGGUAGUUGCUGAAACCGAGGGUAACACUUCCAAGGCACGCAGGUACGGUAGGAUUUGCAAGCAGUUCGAGGACGCCAUUAAGUUACAUGCACAUGGAAAGCUGAUAUCUUUGGACGAGCUUCCUGUCCCGCCUGGUUUUCCACCAUUGACCAACACGCAAGGCAACAAUGCUGCCGCACCGCUUGCACCCAAGCCACCUGAAAAUGUUGCUGCUGUGACACCUGCGCAACCAAAACCACCUGUUCCACCUCCUAGAGCAGGACCGAAACCAAAACAGAGAAUUACGUCGCGCGCGGAGAAGCAAACGCAGCAAUUGCAGUUGAGGCAGCGCGAGUUAAAGCAAGCCGCUCUGAAUGCAAAGAACGACGGAGACAUGGAUUUAGCGCGCGAUUAUUUGAGACAAGCGAAAGGGAUACAAUCAUUGAUCGAAGCCAGCAGAGCUGGCUUACCCGUCGACAUGAAUUCCAUCCCGUUGUCACCCCUUGAAAAGGUCGAACUCAGUAUAUCUCAGAAAGACGAAAAUUUUGUGGUGGUGUCUACCGAAGAAGGAUCGAGUGGAACGGAUGAACAAAUUUAUGAAAAUCUUGAAACGCAACUAAUUAAGCAGAUUAAGUCCUGCUUGUCCACGCGAGACCAUUCAAAAGCAUUGGGAGAUGUACCCGGAUAUAAUAGAUGGGAACGACUCGCGCUGGGUUACACGCGGGACUUGGAUAUGUUAAGAGUGCGGAAACGCGACUCACUGCCACCGCCACAGCAUCACUAUCAGAUCAAAACUUAUCAAAUAGUACAGAGCUGUACAGACUUGAACGACGGCGAUAUCGAAAUCUCCAUAAUUAGAGGAAUUAAUUAUCCUCGGGAAGCGGACACGUAUGUUAUAUUUGAGUUUCCAUUUCCAUCAGAUGGCCACCCUACGGAUAGGACAUCAACGAUUAAAGAUACUUCUAAUCCCGAGUACGAGGCUGUAUUCCCGUUGACUGGGAUCAUAAAUCGUACCUCGAGACAAUGUCAGAGAGCAUUCAAACGACAUGCCUUGAAGUGUGAAGUUUGGGCCAAAGGGUGCUCGCUGAAUUCCAUCUUGUGUUGCACUCAUUCCAGGGGUUUCUUUCGGAGCGAUAGCCUACUUGGUACAGUGACAGUCAAGUUACAACCUUUAGAAUUGCAGUGCGCUAUACACGACUCUUUCCCACUUAUGGAUGGCAGAAAGGCAACAGGGGGAAAAUUGGAGUUGAAACUGCGGCUCAGGAAUCCAAUACUUGUGAAGCAAGUUGAAAAUAUUACAGAUAAGUGGUUAAUUCUUGAUCACUAAUUUGAUAUACCAACUCGGAGUGAUUAUUCAGUGAUUUAGUUUGCAUUUGCCAUUGAUUGCGGGGCCUUCGAAACAACGAACUGCACAAAAAAUAUAAACCGCUAUUUUUCAAUCGUGUAUAUCGAUAUAUAUCGAUAUAUGUGAACUUGAAAUGUUUUAAUGGGAAACAUUUGUCUAUGUAUAUUCAUGUAUAAAAAUUAUGUAUAAAUAUGAUAUGAGACCGAUUUAUAAAAAUAAAAAAUCGCGUAACUCGA